Capronia coronata CBS 617.96 is the source of this 4116-nucleotide messenger RNA. RefSeq lists its product as uncharacterized. Gene Ontology annotation, molecular function: cysteine-type deubiquitinase activity; proteasome binding. Gene Ontology annotation, biological process: protein deubiquitination; proteasome-mediated ubiquitin-dependent protein catabolic process; regulation of proteasomal protein catabolic process. The transcript has 8 exons. The record is from RefSeq and is a predicted model, not a curated record. NCBI's taxonomy places the organism in Eukaryota, Fungi, Ascomycota, Eurotiomycetes, Chaetothyriales, Herpotrichiellaceae. Bases 1 to 4116 code for a protein of 1371 amino acids.
AUGGCCGGCGUGCAAGGCAACAUACGGUCCUUUAUUGCGCCGAUCAAAGGAUCUGGUGCGUAUACCCAGACACAUGUGUCGGUUGAAGAGGAUGAUAACAGUGGUGUCUUCACAGGUCGAACUGCGCCGGCACUCCUUGAGGACCUGACGCUAUACGAGCCAUGGCAGGAUCUGAAAGACGCUCCCAACCUACUGGCUGACUCUCCCAUAAGGCUCACCCAUGCGCGAUACCUUGGGGACCUGAUUCCGCUACAGAGCUGCAGGCACAAGUUUGGUUUGAAGCCGAGACAGUCCGAUCCUCCAGCGUUAGAUGAGAGACCCGGCCCGGAGACGUUAUGGACAGUGGCAGCUUUCUGUCAAGUUUGUCGCCUACAUGUCCACGUCAAAGUCGACUACACCAUGAGAUUCGAGGAUGCACCAUGCCCGACCGUCGAGCAUCCGUUGCACCACCUGGUAAGGUCAGAGUUUCAAGAGCCGUUGGAGAGGAAUGCGUGGAAACGUCAAAAUCCCAACUCGCAAGAUGAAAUCUACACCUACAAGUGCUCGUCGAAAACCUGUUCGGCCACCGUUACGGUGCGCUUGAGUCCGCCUGUCCUCCGCCCGGAUGAUGUUCACACAUUGGUCGAUCCUCAACUUCUUCGACAGAGAACGGAGGAUGCAUUUCGAACGAGGGAAGGGAAUACAGACGGAAUGAAGCACCCGGUGCCCCUUGAUGUGUUGACCGAUCUUCGAGCAUACAUCAGAAAUUCAUGGAAAGCGCGGGAUGAUCCAAAAUAUCGAGCGAUCAAAGUCUCUAACCGAAGAUUCGUUGUCCGCUUUGGGCCAGAGGGCAACGCCUGCAAGGACGUCCUAGAGCGUCUGGGUUUCCAUCUCGUGCCGGGUGACUCCUGGAAGGUCCCAGAGCCGGAUCUCAAUGACGACCAGCCAUUCUCAAGUCCUAUAAAUAUCUGGUUGGACAACGCCGAACACGAGUUGGUGGCCCUGAUCCUGUCACAGCCCUCUGAGGACAGGCAGCAUCUUCAAGAUACCUCACCUCCAGUACCGGCGGAACGAGAGCUUGCUCGUCUCUUGGGCUGUCAGGAUUGUGACAAGGGUCAGCUAACGUUGUGCAGGCCUUUUAUAGCACUUGGCUGUGUAAUGGACUUUUCGGACCAGCUAGUCGCAAAAGCAUAUCACUGGCAAGUGGAAACAGACCCUCGAAACGCACCAACCUACCUCGGCAACCUCCAAGCCAUCGCGACACAUCGUGGAAGUGAAAUCCUAGAGACUGAGGUCGUGAUGGAAACAUCCAAAGGCCGAUUUGAUGCUGAGACACUGAAUAAGGCCUACAGAGCCUUCCAGCUCGGCGGUCGCGAGGAUGCCGUCAGUGAUGAGGAUAUCAUUGGCACCUUCACAGCCACGUUGACAGACUCUCCUGGCCAUGAGCAUGAACUGAGAGAGUAUCUUCGAAUCAUCGGCGCACAUCGAAACAGCAAACUGAUUACUGAUACUGCCCAAAAUGUCAUUGAUAGCUAUGAGCAAGCGCUUGCGUUCCUGGACGCCGACCCCACGACGGAGGACGAGCAUAUCCAGGCUUUGUUCACUGUCAAGACAAACGACAACAAAGCAUUGGAAGAGCAGGCUGUCAAGGCCGUCCGUCUCAUUGCACAACAUCGCAAAAGUCGCUUCCUCUCUACUUGGAUCGACUCGGGCUUCUCGAACGAGACCACGAUGGACCCUGCCGAAGGAUACCAGGCUCUGCAGAUUUCGAACCGCGAAAUUGAUGACGAGAUGAUAAUGCUCCAAUACAAUAUGGCCGUUGAGGAAAACCCCGGCAGUGUCGAGUUCUACAACAAAGCGCUUGCUGCGAUUGCCACUGGUAGGGGGAGUUCGACCUUGCUGGAUCAUCUGCAUAGCAGAGUCCCACAAGUCCCCGAGGGUGCGUUGGAAGAGCCGGUGGGGCUGGAAAACAUCGGCAACACUUGCUACCUCAACAGUCUUCUGCAGUUCCUUUUCACCAUGAUUCAGCCGAGGCAUAUCGUUCUCAAUUUCGACAACUACAGAAUGCCUCUGGAUGCGAGGAGCAUGGAGCAAAAGCGGGUUGGGCAGCGGAAGGUCAGCCUCAAAGAGGUUCAGACAGCUCAGAGAUUUGUGGCGAGCCUUGCCGAACUUUUUCGUGGCAUGAUUCAGACACCACAGACCUCGAUCAAACCAGACCAAGAGCUUGCACGAUUAACCUUAGAGACUGAAAGCGUGAAGGAAAAGAUGCGCCGAAGAUCAACAUUAAAGUCGUCAGAUCGACCGAGCUUAGGCGACGUUAACCAUCGACUCAUGUUGGGCCCUCUGACCCUGGCUGAGUAUGACAGGAUUGGCUUUGGCACUAAUGCCAUUGUACAAUCACCCGUGGGCGGCGACACCGUCAGAGAUCCGUUCGUUGACCUUGAUGGUGUAUCGAGAGGAGAGAUUGUUAACAGCCCAACAAAGGGCGAGCAAGAGGAAUCAGACAACACGAUGGACGACAACUCCAGUGAAGCAACGCUUGUGUCGAAACCUGGUAGCGACCACGUCAUGCUGGACGAGCCAGCCGCAGAGGAGGAGCUAUCCCAGUCGGAUGACAAGGAGAAUUUAUCCCCGAACAAGGUCACGACUUCUCCCAAUCCCGCUCCUGUCUCGACGUCCGAACCUCUUGUCCCAACAUCGCCAUCCAGGUUGAACGCCCAGGCCGGAGUGUUACCCCAAGAUGUCUCAGAUGCCGCUGUGGAAGAUCAGGCCGAAAGCGAGCCCAUGAAAUACCAACCUCCUCCUGGGAAACCACCUCCUGUUCCUCCUAGGAAACCUGUUGAGACCAGCACUUCGACUCUCGAAGAAUACGCCCGCCAGCAGGAUGUCACAGAAGUGAUGAAUCAUUGUAUUAUACAGCUUUCCUGUGCGAUGCGACCGACAGGCUUCGACAAGUCAGGCGAGCAAGAAGACGAAGUGCACGAUCUGUUUUUCGGCCAUGCCGUCAUGCAUUCACAGCCGGAGAAGGGAUUGCCACAAGACGUCCCAUUUCUCAAUAUUAUCACACGAGUGUAUCACCAGCCAACAGAUGUUUAUGCCGCGAUUGAUAACGAAUAUGACCUUCAGGAUGCCCAAGACGGCACACGGUCAUACACUUCUAUCUCUCGCCUGCCUCCCGUCCUGAGUAUUGCCCUUGACCGAGUGGCCUGGAACCAGCAGUUGAAGCGCCAGGAGAAACUCAACCAUCAUGUUGAAAUCCCCGAGACAAUAUACAUGGACAGAUACGUAGAGAGCGCCGACGAUUCCGAACUUAUGCAGAGACGCCGCCAGACUUGGGAGACUAAGAAAGAAUUGGCGAGUCUGUCUGCACGGAGGGUAAUCUUGGAAGAGAAGCAUGGACAAUCCACGGACGUGCCGGCGGUCCUGGACGACGCGAAGACCGCUUUGGAAUACCUUGCAGAACUACCUGAUGAUCCUUUUUCGGAACCUCUCCAAGUCAACCGAGACGCCAUCGCCAUGCUUAGUAGCUUGGCUGAAAAUUCCCGGGCUGAACUUGAAGAACUGAGAAUCCAGAUGGACCAGCUGUCGCAACAAGUCAAAGAGGCAUUCGUGGAUAUGCGGAAACAUCCAUACCGUUUGCACGCGGCUUUCUUCCACCGCGGCGGUGCUGGGGGAGGCCACUACUGGGUUUACAUAUUUGACCAUAAGCACGAAGUCUGGAGGAAGUACAACGAUGAUCGCGUCACAGUGGUACAGAACCUCAACGAGAUCUUUGGCAAACCGACCGCAGACAACUGGGGACCUCCACCUAACCCGUACCUGCUCAUUUACAUUCAGGCAGAUCGAAUCAACGAACUGGUUGACACAGUGAGAAGGGAUGUUGUCUUCCCGCCGCCAGAUCAGCCUCCACCGGUCCCGGCACGCAAUCAGAUCAGUGAACUAGCGUCCAACCAGUUUCAGCGGGAUGGAGACAUCGAAAUGGUGGAGAACGUGGGCUAUGGUGGUGAGCAGGCCCAAAACCCCGUCCCGCCUCCAUCUACCUUGGACUUCUCCAAUUCGCCAAUUCAGCCGAGCAUCCCGAAAGAGGGAGACUGGGAUGACGCGGAGCUGAUAUCGGAUAGGCCGAUCAAAUGGUGA